AGCCCAGCUCAGCUCAACUUUACGUCGUUACCAAGUAUGCAGAUGCAAGGCCACUCACUUCGUACCUGCUCCUUCCCUUCACUCUGAACUCUGGUGAUUUGAAUGCUAUCGGCUUUAGGAAGAAUAGCGCAGAGCAGAGCUGCCUGGGACUAGAAGACUGCUUAUUGUCUGGGGUAUGAGAUCUCAAGGUUGUGAAGGCUGGCCUAGAGAAGAACAAGGUAUUGACAAAUCUCCCAGGACUUUGGAAGGCUGAAUGGACUAAACAUGAAGAGCCUGAAAGCAAAGUUUCGGAAGAGCGAUACAAACGAGUGGAACAAGAAUGAUGACCGUCUGCUGCAGGCUGUGGAGAACGGAGAUGCUGAGAAGGUGGCCUCACUGCUGGGCAAGAAAGGGGCCAGCGCCACGAAGCAUGACAGCGAGGGCAAGACCGCUUUCCACCUUGCCGCUGCGAAGGGACACGUGGAAUGCCUCAAGGUCAUGGUGACACACGGUGUGGAUGUGACUGCCCAAGAUUCUUCCGGUCACAGUGCUUUGCAUGUCGCAGCCAAGAAUGGCCACCCAGAGUGCAUCAGGAAGCUUCUUCAGUACAAGAGCCCAGCGGAGAACAUUGACAACUCGGGGAAAACAGCUUUGCAUUAUGCAGCGGCACAGGGAUGCCUUCAGGCUGUACAGCUCCUCUGCGAACACAAGAGCCCCAUAAACCUUAAAGACUUGGAUGGGAACAUCCCCCUGCUUGUUGCAGUCCAGAACGGCCACAGUGAGGCCUGCCACUUUCUCCUGGAUCACGGCGCAGAUGUCAAUUCCAGAGACAAAAAUGGAAGAACUGCUCUCAUGCUGGCUUGUGAAACCGGCAGCUCGAACACUGUGGACGCCUUAAUUAAAAAGGGAGCGGACCUGAGCCUUGUCGAUUCUCUCGGACACAAUGCCUUACAUUAUUCCAAACUCUCGGAAAAUGCAGGAAUUCAAAACCUUCUAUUAUCAAAAAUCUCUCAGGAUGCUGAUUUAAAGACUCCAACAAAACCAAAGCAGCAUGACCAAGUCUCUAAAAUAAGCUCAGAACGAAGUGGAACUCCAAAAAAGCGCAAAGCUCCACCACCUCCUAUCAGUCCUACCCAGUUGAGUGAUGUGUCCUCCCCACGAUCAAUAACAUCUACACCACUUUCAGGAAAGGAGUCAGUAUUUUUUGCUGAAGCGCCCUUUAAGGCUGAGAUCAGCUCCAUACAAGAAAACAAAGACAGGCUGAGCGACAGUACUGCAGGUGCUGACAGCUUGUUGGAUAUAAGUUCUGAAGCUGACCAACAAGAUCUUCUUGUCCUGUUGCAAGCAAAAGUCGCUUCCCUUACCUUACACAAUAAGGAGUUACAAGAUAAAUUGCAGGCCAAAUCGCCCAAGGACAAGGAAGCGGAAGCCGACCUAAGCUUUCAGUCUUUCCAUUCGACCCAGACUGACCUGGCCCCAUCCCCGGGCAAAGCUAGUGACAUCCCUUCCUCCGAUGCCAAAUCAUCCCCACCCGUUGAGCAUCCGGCGGGGACGUCCACCACUGACAAUGAUGUCAUAAUCCGGCAGCUCCAAGAUUCCCUGCAUGAUCUGCAGAAGAGAUUGGAGAGCUCCGAAGCAGAGAAGAAACAGCUCCAGGACGAACUCCAGUCACAAAGGACAGACACGCUUUGCUUGAACAACACAGAGAUCUCCGAGAAUGGCUCUGACCUCAGUCAGAAGCUCAAGGAAACCCAGAGCAAGUACGAAGAGGCCAUGAAAGAAGUCCUGAGCGUGCAGAAACAGAUGAAGCUGGGUCUCCUCUCCCAGGAGAGCGCCGAUGGCUACUCGCAUCUCCGGGAGGCGCCAGCUGACGAAGACAUCGACACACUAAAGCAAGACCUGCAGAAAGCGGUGGAAGAAAGUGCAAGGAACAAGGAGCGGGUGCGGGAGUUAGAGACUAAGCUUGCGGAGAAGGAGCAGGCCGAAGCGACUAAGCCACCUGCCGAGGCGUGUGAGGAGCUGAGAAGUUCCUACUGCUCUGUUAUCGAGAAUAUGAAUAAGGAGAAGGCAUUUUUGUUUGAGAAAUAUCAACAGGCCCAAGAAGAGAUCAUGAAACUGAAGGACACGCUAAAAAGUCAGAUGCCACAGGAAGCCCCCGACGACUCUGGGGAUAUGAAAGAGGCCAUGAACAGGAUGAUUGAUGAACUCAAUAAACAGGUGAGCGAGCUGUCACAGCUGUACCGAGAAGCCCAGGCAGAGCUGGAGGAUUACAGGAAGAGGAAAUCUCUGGAAGAUGCAGCCGAGUACAUUCACAAAGCUGAACACGAGAGGCUGAUGCACGUGUCAAACCUGUCCAGGGCCAAGUCGGAAGAAGCGCUGUCGGAGAUGAAGUCUCAGUAUUCCAAAGUGUUGAACGAGUUGACUCAGCUCAAACAGCUGGUGGAUGCACACAAAGAGAACUCCGUGUCCAUCACAGAGCAUUUGCAAGUGAUAACCACGCUGCGGACAACGGCCAAAGAGAUGGAAGAAAAGAUAAGCGCCCUCACAGGGCACCUUGCAAACAAGGAAGCGGAAGUGGCAAAGCUGGAGAAGCAGCUCGCCGAAGAGAAGGCUGCCGUGAGCGACGCGAUGGUCCCCAAGUCUUCCUACGAGAAGCUCCAGGCCUCCUUGGAGAGCGAAGUCAAUGCCUUAGCAACAAAGUUAAAGGAGUCAGUAAGAGAGAGAGAGAAAGCCCAUUCCGAGGUGGCCCAGGUUCGAAGUGAGGUCUCACAGGCGAGAAGGGAAAAGGACAACAUCCAGACUCUCUUGAAAGCCAAAGAGCAGGAAGUAACUGCGCUUGUGCAGAAGUUCCAGCGAGCUCAGGAAGAACUGGCUGGGAUGCGAAGAUGCUCUGAGACCUCGUCGAAGCUGGAGGAGGAUAAAGAUGAAAAGAUAAAUGAAAUGACCAGGGAAGUCCUGAAGCUGAAGGAGGCCCUGAACAGCCUCUCGCAGCUCUCCUACUCCACAAGUUCAUCCAAGAGGCAGAGCCAGCAACUGGACCUGCUACAGCAGCAGGUCAAGCAGCUGCAGAACCAGCUGGCUGAAUGUAAGAAACACCACCAGGAGGUCAUCUCAGUUUACAGAAUGCAUCUUCUAUAUGCCGUUCAGGGCCAAAUGGAUGAAGAUGUCCAGAAGGUCUUGAAGCAGAUCCUCACCAUGUGUAAAAACCAGUCUCAGAAGAAGUAAAAAUGGAUUCUUUGGCAGGACACUUGCCCCUCGUUGCCUCUCUUUGUGUUAGAUCUGGGGUUGUCACUGACCACUGCCAUUGUUCUUAUCCAUAGUGUGCACUGUGACCCAUCGUAGCAUCUUUUCCAGAGGUUUCUGAGGGCUAGUCCCAAGAGAAGAUACCCUCUUCAGAACUGCAUAGGUACUCCAGACCAGCAGAGGUGAAAGACCCUGCUAUCUCUUCAGAAUCUAGCACUGGGAUUGGCACCAUCCCGGUGGCUUUAUGGAGUGAUGUGCUGAAGCCACCAUGCAGUGAGUGGUCCUUGAUCCCUGCCUUUGGGAUGUGCCAUUCAGCACAGGAGAGCAUUUUGCCUUCCAUUCCCCAAAUAUGAUUUAAUUCCUAACCAAACUAAAAUGACACUAGAAGUGAAUGCUUAAGACCCUUUCUCCUGUGGAUUUAAAAACUCUACUCUGUCCCCCCAGCUGCCUUAAAUCUCAUCCCCUUGCUUGUGGUCUCAUCAUUUGAUGAGUAUCAUUAACUAAAGUACAACGUUUUAAGCCAAGAGUGAAGUCUCCUUAAAAGUUUUCAGUAAGUCAACAUACUGUAAAUUUUCUAUGCAAACUUGCCUAGAAAACUUUCCACAAUGCUCAGGAAGUCCAGAUAUUUGUAUUUCAACAAAGGACAGUAAACUAUGUGUUUACAGCCAAAAGACAUGCCUCAUAGUUCUUAACCUCAAUUUUUUAAAAGUGUUUUUUUUCCUCUAUGAUAUUUUUAUUGGCUUUUAAAGAUGUUUUCAUAGCUAAAGCCCUAAGUAAGUGAGAUUAGAUUAUAUUAACAUUAUUUUUAGAUAAACAUACUUAAGACUUCUCAAAAAUGUAACUUUUUCCUCAAAAGUUUUCAGAGGGUAGUUAUAUAUUCCAAACUCAGUAUGAGCUGCCACCAGAACCACUAGGAAUUUCUGUAGUCUACUUCUGAAUGCAGUAAAUACUCCUUUUGCCCGUUGAACUUGUAAACACCUCAAACUCUAGCACCCACGAAUGAUUCCUGAAAGGGCUGUCAGUUCCAGUCAGCUUCUCCAUGUUGAAAGUAAAAGUUCCAACAUGGCACCGCGGUGCAUAGCAGAAACCUCGGGGGAAAUACGCCUACCGACCUUACUUUCAGGUUGAAAAGGUUCAACUUGCUUGCAGCUUCUCUUACAGCCCCCAUGGUGAGGGAGAUAAAUGAAAUAAAGGAACUUUGGGUGUGUUACUAAAGGUAGCGGUCUACUCUGACAGGACCCAUCUGAGGCCACGUGGCUGAGUUGGGUCUGUUCAUCUGUCUUAGGUAACGAUCAAUACCAGCAUGAAUUGGGUCUGUUCAUCUGUCUUAGGUAAUGAUCAAUACCAGCAAAACAAAAGUGGCUUUAGGUUGGUGGUGAUACUUUUCUUAAGUUGUCUGACUACAGUUAAGCAUUUCUCAAAAAUGUCCCCAAAGAAAUGUGAAAGGAUUUGCCACGGGACUUAAGAAAUGACAAAGCCACCUCCCCUUGUGUCCCCACACAGAAAUGCUGCAGAGUGUUUAAAACUUGAGACAUUUUGUAGGACGCCUGACAAAGCGUAGCCUUUUUCUUGUGUCAGGAUGCGUAUUUAUUACAAGUAUUCUGGUUAAAUAUUGAAAAGUUAUAUGCUGUAGUUUAGCAUUUUUUUUGUCUUUGUAAUUUACAGAAAUUAUUGCAGAAAAUAAAUGUGGUUCAUUUUGCA
Messenger RNA from Mus musculus (house mouse), 4923 nucleotides. RefSeq names its product retinoic acid induced 14 (gene Rai14). The coding region runs from base 265 to 3204 and encodes 979 amino acids. The record is from RefSeq and is marked validated. Lineage: Eukaryota; Metazoa; Chordata; Mammalia; Rodentia; Muridae. Gene Ontology annotation, molecular function: actin binding. Gene Ontology annotation, cellular component: stress fiber; anchoring junction; nucleoplasm. The transcript is spliced from 18 exons.